This is a messenger RNA of Pochonia chlamydosporia 170, 2523 nucleotides long. Its product is annotated as ubiquitin-protein ligase Sel1/Ubx2. Bases 1 to 2523 code for a protein of 840 amino acids. Gene Ontology annotation, cellular component: endoplasmic reticulum membrane. The record is from RefSeq and is a predicted model, not a curated record. Gene Ontology annotation, biological process: ERAD pathway. NCBI's taxonomy places the organism in Eukaryota, Fungi, Ascomycota, Sordariomycetes, Hypocreales, Clavicipitaceae. Gene Ontology annotation, molecular function: protein binding. The transcript has 4 exons.
AUGAGGAGCGCCGCCAUAUGGCUUCUUCUGCUUCCGCAGGCUGCCAAUGUUCUGGGAACGAACGCGCAAUACUACAAAGACACCCAUGGAGACGGUACGGCUAGAAGAGAACCGAAGAAUCAUGGGCUGGGCCCCAAAGCGGAUGUUGGCACAGAGCAUGUUCCACCAGUAGUCCGACAAGCAGGAGCUGAAUUUGUCGAUGCCGCACUUUCCCAGCUCCAGAAGGCAUCGCGAUCAUCACCACACCGAAGACAGCAGCCGUCCGGUAUCGUCGGGACAGUCCUUCGAUACAUACUUAAUACCAUCCCGACUGGACCCGCGACUGCUCCCUCGCAAGACCAGCAACAUCAACCAAAGUCUACCGCAAAUGGUCCCCUCGCUAAGGCUGUUGAUUUGCUAGAAAAGGCAGCCCGUCAGAACAAUUCUGAUGCUCAAUAUCUAUUAGCAGAACUCAACUUUUUCGGCAACUAUAGUUACACGAGGGACCUUCAUGCCGCAUAUAAUUAUUAUAAUGAUCUAGCCAGUUCCCAUGGCAAUACGACUGCACAGUACAUGCUGGGUCUGUUUCAUUCAACAGGAAUUGGCAAUGUUGUCCCGCGAGAUCAAGCCAAGGCUUUACUGUAUUACACGUUUGCAGCAAUCCGAGGUGACGCUCGAGCUGAGAUGGCCACUGCCUUCAGACACCACAUUGGAAUAGGCGCUUCUAAGAGUUGCGAAGUAGCAGUCAAAUACUACAAGCGAGUGGCGGACAAGGCCAUUCAAUGGCACCGAUCUGGCCCCCCUGGCGGCGUAACCUGGAUCUACCAAGGAUGGCGCAUUGCAGACGAUGACGGUGGUGUUUACGGAGAGGGUGCUAGUGCAGCUAGCUCAGGAAUGAAUGCACGGAAAAUCAGCGUGCACUCGGAUGCAAAUGCCGCCAUCAGUGAUGUCAUUGAGUAUUUAGACCUUAUGUCGCAAAAGGGCGAUAUCAAGGCCUCCCUGAACCUCGGCAGGAUAUUCUACGACGGACAGAGAGGCCUCGAGCACGACUUUGAUCUGGCAAAGAAAUAUUUCUUUCUGGUUGCUUCUAGAUACUGGAAGAGAGACGGCAGGCUUGUUGACAACGUCAAACCUGGAGCUGACAAAGUCGCUGCAAAAGCCGCUGGGUUUAUUGGCCGCAUGUACCUGCGGGGGGAUGGCCUGCCACAAAAUUUCGAGCGAGCCAAGGUCUGGUUUGAGCGAGGAGCCAAACUGAAGGACGCGCAGUCACAAUAUGGCAUCGGAUUAAUGCUCCUGAACGGCUUGGGUGGAAAGGAGGAUAUUAAAAGAGCCUCAGAGCUAUUCCAGCUUGCAGCAGCAGCAGACUAUGCGCCGGCUCAGGUCGAGAUUGGGCGUCUUUACUUGGAUCAAGGUGAAGCUGAAGAUCUUCGAGUGGCGAACAAUUUUUUUGAACUUGCUGCUAGAUAUGGCAACAUUGAAGCACAUUACUAUCUCGCAGAGAUGAUUUAUCACGGGGUGGGACGCGAGAGAACCUGCAACAUGGCCUUGGGUUACUACAAACAUGUAGCGGAGAAGGCUGAGCCUCUAGUCUCAUCCUGGGCAGAUGCAAAUGACGCUUAUGAUUCCGGAGACUACGAGGUUGCCUUCUUGGAGUACCUCAUGGCAGCAGAGCAAGGCUAUGAGCGAGCACAGAACAACGUCGCUUACAUGCUGGACAUGAUUGAGUCCAAGAAGAGAUCGUCAAGGUGGCUGGGCAAAACGCAGACAGAGGGUACUGUCUUGGACAACCCCAGCCUAGCUCUGAUCCACUGGACUCGAUCGUCAAGACAAUCCAACAUCGAUUCACUGGUGAAGAUGGGUGACUACUACUUCUAUGGUAUCGGGACUGAAGUAGAUGUUGGCAAAGCCGUGCAAUGUUACACGGGAGCCUCGGAGUAUUCGCAAAGCGCUCAAGCCCUAUUUAAUCUCGGAUGGAUGCACGAGAAUGGUAUCGGCCUGGAACAAGACUUCCACUUGGCAAAGCGGUACUAUGAUCAGGCCCUGGAGGUGAAUGAAGAGGCAUAUCUGCCGGUAACCAUGAGCCUUCUCAAACUUCGAAUCCGGAGCGCCUGGAACACCAUUACUCACGGCGAGGUUCAUUCUAUCCAAGACGAGCCCAGUAAAAGCAAAGACUGGUCACUGGCGGAGUGGAUUGCCAACUUCAUGAAAGACGACCCAUACUACGACGAGGACUCACUCUAUGGGGAUUACAUGGAUGAUGACACCUUGGACGUCGGGGACGAAGAUUACCUAGAUGCUGGCGGCAUCGUCGAGAGCCUUCUCAUCAUCGGGGUAACUUUAUCCUUGGUACUGCUCUUGUGGUAUCGGCAGAGAAUGCAACAGGCUCACGCACAAGCCGAAGAGGCAAGGCGGCAAGAUCAGAACCAGAACCAGAACCAGAAUCAACAGCCGCAGCCGCAGCCACCAAUGCCAGGAGCGCCUGGUAACCUGGCGAACCCGUUUGAUGGGUUUGGCGGGUGGGCUGCCGGAGGGAUGGGAUUAUAA